Messenger RNA from Tigriopus californicus, 2847 nucleotides. RefSeq lists its product as uncharacterized. Gene Ontology annotation, molecular function: ligand-gated sodium channel activity. Gene Ontology annotation, biological process: sodium ion transmembrane transport. The record is from RefSeq and is a predicted model, not a curated record. Gene Ontology annotation, cellular component: membrane. NCBI's taxonomy places the organism in Eukaryota, Metazoa, Arthropoda, Copepoda, Harpacticoida, Harpacticidae. The coding region runs from base 226 to 2847 and encodes 873 amino acids. The transcript has a single exon.
UAUAUUUUGUUAGACAAAGACAUUUUUUAAAAAUUGAUGAAAUGUUCCACGUCGUUAGAGAAACUUCCAAAUUUCUUUUAGCGACAAAUUGUAUUGACCCAUCCCAAAUUUAUAUUCUACCAUUAAAAAAUUUCAACUCCACCCAUAUUGGUGAAGCAAUGUACACAAGUUCUUGUUCGUCGACAAAUAUAGUUUGGAAAAUGGUAUGAACUCGUUCAUUACAAGAUGAGCUGGCAAGGCGACAAGUUCAGAACCAAUUUACACGGCAUUAACUUAGGGGGUGUUAAGCACGUCCUCCAAAGCACUGCAUAUCUCGAAAAGCUGUUUUGGCUUGUCGUGAUCUUGUGCGGCCUAACAGCCUCCUUGCUUUUAGUUCGAAAACAAAUUGACUCUUGGAAUGAAGAUCCCGUGACCAGAAGUACGGAACAACGCCAAGUGAGCGAGUUCCCGUUCCCAGCCGUCACCCUCUGUCAUCCUGGUUUCAAUCGAUUCGAUUUCGUUGCCAAGUAUUUAAAUCUCAUGGAGCCGGAGGAAGUGGAUAGGCGACUUAAAGACGUAAAAAAACGCUUUAUGAAGCAAGUGGUGCAUGAACAGGGAGCAUACACUAAAUCACCUACGAAACUGUACCAUGACUACGAUGAUGAAUGCCUGCAUACACGAAGAAAGUUUUAUAAUGUCAGUUGCUCUUUGACCGAACAGAUUGUAUUAGCCCAAAGACAACGACAAACUGGCUAUGAGGCCAUGGUGGAAGAUUUCGUGUCGAAACUAAUUCAAUCUGAUAAGGGCAAAUAUGAUGCGAUGCGUGAGUUUGUCGGUCAAAUGGAACAGGACGCCCAAGAUUAUUUGAAAGGAAACCAUCUGACAAUGAACUCAAGUGAGCUACUGCCAUUACCAACUGAGGAAAACUGGUCAACUCUCUACCAUAUUGCAUGGAUUCGAGUAGCGGUUUUAUCAUUUGGCUUUUCUUCAAAACUAGGAUUGAUCAAGAGUGAUAAGACAGAGAACAUUAAUUCACUGUUAAACAUGAAAACCCACCGACCAGGGAGUUUGUAUUCAAAGUUGUAUUCAGUUUAUACAAAGAACGCGUUAUAUCGUGUGCCAGACGAUUGGGAGUUGGCUGAGGGAUAUUACGGAAAUUUCACGAAGUCCUUUAGUUUGCCAGGAAUUGGCAUGAGCCCGAUAGACAUUAUACCUUUGUUGAUGAUGACAAGCUUCGACAACCUUUCCAAGGAUCGAGUUGAGCUGGAUUGGUCUAACUCUUGGACAGUUGAAAAUCAAGCCAACAGAUACCUUGCCACUCUCCCCAGAAGUGCCUAUUUGUGCAUUCAAGAAUUGCGCGAGCAAAACCCCGUUGGCCAUGACUACCAUGAGCCGUCUCCUUGUCAGAGUGGACUGCCUCUUACCGACCAUUGCCAAUCUUGGUGUGAUAUAUUUCGAGAGCUGGAUCAAGUCCUCGAUCGCAAGGUUCUUUUGGCCUUGAUGAAACCGGCCAUGGUACAGAGAGGGGUGGUUCCCGUUCCCAAACCCGCAGAUUCUGAGAUUCAGGAAUUCAUAUACAAGCAAAUGUUUCCUGACAGCAUCUCUUUGAGCGCCAAAGGAGCUAAACGGAGCAUCAGUGCAGAUACUCCAUUAGUUAUAUACUGCAAGGAUACGUUUCGAGAACAAUGGAAAGGCUCGCGAAUCGGGUUUGGUCUGGCCAACAAGUUUUGCCAAGACUUCUUUAGCUCUCCAACAGAUAUGGGAUUUUGCUUGACCAAAAAUUGGCGCGCCGAUACUAACUUGAAGGUCCAAAAGAGCACCAGCGCUUUCUUGGAGAAUUUUGAUUCCUUUACCGGCCCGUUGCUAUACAGUCAUCCUAACAUCCGAGAGGGUGUCGUCACCUUGGUCAUCGAUACUCAAAAACGUCACACUUUGCCUCGAAAAAGUUCAAUGAACAAAGAUAAAGACGACAUUUUGAACAAAAUAAAUCUGCAGCUUCAUCAGACGAAUUCCGUGGGUCAAAUGGUUACAAGCCAGGAUUUCAGCCGAGCUAUGGAAGUCUUGACUUUGAAAUCAGGCCAUGAAUAUUUCAUUGAGAUUACUCCCGAAGGAAGUGACGUCACGAACCGAUUUCGAGAUUCGCUGUCACCGGAACAACACCCAUGCCAUUUGGACGUUUUGGUACACGACUUGGAACUAUUUCAAACUUACUCCUAUGCCAAUUGUUAUUACGAAUGCCGAGUGAAAUACGCGGCGGACAUCUGUGCCUGCGUCCCUUGGGAUUAUCUGUCCAAUUUGGAUUACCCCCUUUGCGACGUCAUUGGAGGCACUUGCUUUCGUAAUAUGAUUCAAAAUGCCACUUUCACGACCAAUUUACCGUGUUCCUGUCCAAGAGCUUGCACAGAGGUCCAAUAUUCGAAGCGCUUGGAACGUGUCAUUGAUUUGAAUGAACCACAGAACGAAUGGUUUCCAAGUUUCUUUGCGUGCGGACGCCUGUGUGAAUAUCUCACAAAUGCCAAUGGAACCAUACGCGAUCCGAGCUUAUUGGAUGUGGUUCGAUAUUAUGACUAUUACUCUGACGAUCAAAUCACUGAAUAUAAUCGAGGUGCCAAAGCGUUUAAAGAUAUCAUCGUGAUCCACUUGCAAUUCCAGUCGCCCAAAAUGGUUUCCACUAUUUUAGACGCUCGGGCUACUUGGAUCGAGAAACUGGCCGAAUUUGGUGGCACUUUUGGACUUCUGACCCAAAUCACAGGCUUGUCGAUUCUGAGCCUUAUUCAAUUUCUGACUUUGAGUGGGAAGACUUUGUGGCACAUUUUCUCGCCGAAGCCCUUGGUUACGAUCAUAAAUCAGAGCUCGAAGAAAAACUGA